AUGACGCUGCGCAUAUCGGCCAAAUCCAAGCAUCAGCGAGGACUCAUCAUCUAUGGCUUUGUGCUGCUCCUGACGACAGCCACCCGGGCAGGACGGAUCUUUGACGUCACAAAUCUGGACUACGUUAAGGUGAACGCCGAGGCUGGCAAAAACGUGACCAUACCCUGUCCGGGCGUCAACGAGCACUCGCUGGUGGACACGCUCGUGUGGAAGACGGCAUCGACGACAAUCGCGCAGUUUGCCAACAGGAUACCCCUGCUGCACAGUCCCCGGAUACAACUUUUAUCGGACAAUUUCGGGCUGCAGUUCUCCCCGUCCCUGGCCAGCGACACGUCGGAGUACAUUUGUCUGGUCAACGAUCGCCAUAUACCGGAGGCCAUUGUCGAUCUGCUGGUUCAGGAUGUGCCUGAUCCACCGGAGCGACCAUUGUUGAUAAGUUUCACAUCGCGCUCGGUGAACUUAUCCUGGGCGCACUCGCAACACCCGCGGAAUGCACCCGUCACGCAUUUUAUUAUUGAAACGCGAGAGGGCGAAGAUGGCAUCUGGGAUCAGCUGGCUCGCAUCUAUACCAAAACGAACGCCACAUCAUAUCAGGUGACCGGCCUCACGCCCUUCACCGUCUACAGCUUUCGCCUGCUGGCCGUCAACAAGCUGGGCAUGAGUCCACCGUCCAAGGAGUCCUACUACAUUGUGACGCUGCGGGAAGCGCCCACGGGCAAGCCCAUACCGACAACGGCCCACAACACGUCCUCGACGUCGGUGUACAUCUCAUGGAAGCCGCCGCCACCGGAUACCAUUCUCGGGGAGUUUCUCGGCUAUCGCAUCACAUAUCGGCCACGCGAUCGCGAUCCAAAUGAUACCAAGGAAAUCUAUAUAAGGGAUAACACUGUGGAGAGCCAUGAAAUACAGAACCUGCAGACGUACACGCAGUACAAGGUGACCGUGCAGGUAUUCAACCCGGAGGGCCUGGGACCGGAGACAACCAUCCUGGUGAUGACCGACGAAGGAGAGACCCACCGACUCGUCCUCUUCUUCUUCGUCUCCUUCCUCGUCGUGGAGUACUUUCUCGGCACGCACUACGAUUUCGGUUUUGGGCCUGUGCUCUUUUCCGGCUGA
This is a messenger RNA of Drosophila persimilis, 1116 nucleotides long. RefSeq names its product protein sidekick-2. Bases 1 to 1116 code for a protein of 371 amino acids. The record is from RefSeq and is a predicted model, not a curated record. The transcript has 8 exons. NCBI's taxonomy places the organism in Eukaryota, Metazoa, Arthropoda, Insecta, Diptera, Drosophilidae. Gene Ontology annotation, molecular function: protein binding.